AUGCUAUCAAAUGCUAAUGGUUACAAUGAGGGAUUAACAGAGGAUGCACCACUUACUCAUGGGCGUAAUAAAAGAUUCAGACUACAAUGUUACGAGGAUGGGGGGCUCAAAGUUACGAUCGUCACUUUUACCGUGCUAAGUAUUGCAAUCACUGUAGCUCUUGGGCUCGAAGUAAUUUACAAUGAAAAUGUAUCAGGGGAUAAGAGACAUGGAGCUGUUGCAACUGAUUCAAAAAAUUGUUCGGAAAUUGGAACGACCAUACUAAGGAAAGGUGGAAAUGCGGUAGAUGCAGCAGUAGCUGCAACAAUUUGUAUGGCAGUGGUCAGUCCCCAUAAAACAGGUCUUGGUGGCGGUGGUUACGCGAUGAUCUAUAGUCACAAGGACCGAGUGAAACCGGUGGUUAUUGAUUUUGCAAGAAACACGAGAGACGGUGUAUUUGGCAGCACAAACGUUCGAUUACCAGCAGUUUUGAAAGGGUUGGGGCUCACUCAUUCACUGCAUGGUAAACUUCCUUGGGACCAAUUAGUAUUACCGUCGUCCAAACUGGCUCGAGAGGGAUUUAUAGUGAGUAACGAAUUUGCUGACGAAGUGGAGAAAAAUCCGAGGAUUAUAGAAAUUUAUGGUCGGCUUGACCCUGGCCAGCAUCUGAAGUUGACACUGUUAGCAGAUACUUUGGAUAUCAUAGCUAAACGUGGUUUUAAUGAAUUGUACAACGGAAGUUUGUCCCAGAAAUUUCGCUCUCAAUCAGUGGAUUUUUCACGGCAAAUGGCAAAUUACAAACCGGAAAUAAAAGUAGCUGAUGUGAUAAAUUUUUAUAAUCAUUUGGUGUAUUAUCCGCCAAAUGCAAACUCACUCAAACAUGCACUCCAAAUGAUCGAUGCGCUUCACAUACCUAAUGAGAAUGCAUCGACUAUAGAGUCACAAUGUCUUGUUGCUGACGUUUUGGUAAACAAUACAUAUUCAAAAGCUGGAUCAGAGGGAAUGGAGGAACGAUUUAGCAAUGUCGUCGUAAUGGAUGAAGUGGAUUCCUAUGUCAUUAUAAUUACUGGUCUAAGCGCAACGUUUGGAUUAGGCAAAACAUCAGAUGCUGGUUUUCUCAAGGACAGCGCGGCGAAUAGUUUGGAAAAACUUACACCAGUUCUAUUUUGCGAUGCAGUAUCGAUAUGUGGAUUACGCGGGAUCACUGCCACUGAUGAUGUGCCGCUCACUGCAGAACUUUUGUACAACCUUAUGGUGCGCAAACUGAACGUUUCUAAUGCUGUAGAACAUCCAAGGUAUUACAUAUUGCCAGAUGGAAUUGCUGUAGAAAGCGAUUACUCGCAUGUGGCAGAUCCCACAUUAUGCAAUUCUCUUAAGUUAAACACCUCCAGACAAAAUGCCGAUGAGAUACUAAAAAGUUGCAAUACCAUAGUCAAGGUCAAAGACACUAUGAAUAGUCAUUCCGAUAGCCGAGGGGGUGGUCAUGCUUCGAGGUUUCAACCGUCAGGAAGUUGCAUUAAUUGUGCAGUCUAAAAUUACAGGGAGUCACAAGUAACAAAAAGAAUAUAUGGAGACAAGAAACUAUUUAUAAAAUUAUUUAUUUAAGAUUUUGUACGAUAAUAAUGAAUAAUAGAUAGUUAACAAAUUUAAUAUCAACAGAUGCGUUAUUGAAUUUACUGACAUAACACUAUUCGCAAUGUGCGUGAAGUUCAAAAAUAUGUAUUUUCGUAAUGCUGUAAAGAUUGAUUAUGAAGAAGAAACUUGUUAAAUAAUAGUUAGUACUAACUCAGUAAUACUUUUAUACCGUAGAAAGCACACAAUUUAUUGUUUAGAUAUAGAAUAUUAUAUAUUUAUAUAUUAUAUAGGUAUAUUAUAGAAUAUUAGACACAGAAAAUUUCGUUAAAUCAUCAAAUUUUUGAUACUAUAUAUUUAAUCAUGUCACAAUAACUAGCAAAAAUAAAUAUGUUUUAUUGAUAAUAUUUUUAGUGUAAAUGCGCGUCUUUUUUGAUGUUCAUUCAAUUAUAAAAACUUUUACAAUAAAUAAAAUUCUAUACAAACAAAAGAUUCCCCAAUACAUAUAGCUGGAUCAGCAUUUAUAGUCAGGUUAUAGGUAUGUUUAAAAGAAUCAGCUAUUGACGUGACUUGAUUGAUAAAUAGCUUUCCGUGAAAUUGUGUUGAACAUCAGACUGGCUAUAAAAACCGGUUUUAAAACGUAUAUUUUCUAAGAGUAUAGCAUAAAAUUAAACAGCAAAAUUGCAGAAACUUCGUAGCUGACUGACCAUUUUUCCAGCGAAGAAGAAAUAUGUUUUCAUUCUACUUAGUUAUAAUGUAUUUGAUUAAAACUUAGUUUUGAGAAGUAAAAA
Messenger RNA from Neodiprion virginianus, 2342 nucleotides. Its product is annotated as glutathione hydrolase 7-like. Bases 1 to 1512 code for a protein of 503 amino acids. The transcript has 10 exons. The record is from RefSeq and is a predicted model, not a curated record. Gene Ontology annotation, cellular component: plasma membrane. NCBI's taxonomy places the organism in Eukaryota, Metazoa, Arthropoda, Insecta, Hymenoptera, Diprionidae. Gene Ontology annotation, biological process: glutathione catabolic process. Gene Ontology annotation, molecular function: glutathione gamma-glutamate hydrolase.